Rhodamnia argentea is the source of this 906-nucleotide messenger RNA. RefSeq names its product RNA pseudouridine synthase 4, mitochondrial-like. NCBI's taxonomy places the organism in Eukaryota, Viridiplantae, Streptophyta, Magnoliopsida, Myrtales, Myrtaceae. The transcript is spliced from 8 exons. Bases 358 to 906 code for a protein of 182 amino acids. The record is from RefSeq and is a predicted model, not a curated record. Gene Ontology annotation, molecular function: pseudouridine synthase activity; RNA binding. Gene Ontology annotation, biological process: pseudouridine synthesis.
GGUAGCUUGGUCGAUGAUUUGACUCGAAUGUCAGUGAUAAUGAGCCGGAUGUUUCACUUGCUAGAAACUGAGGCUAUAGUGAUAGAGGCUUGAUCACUUCGUGGUUUGCUUGCUGUAGGUCCGAAGAGAGUUCUCAGAGGGUAAUCUCUCAGACGUUAGUGCUGAAACAGUGGAUUGUCGUCUUAAAAGGCUAAAGACUCGAUCAACUUGGGAGAUCGAAUCUAUCUUCCAAUCACUGUUGAAGAGUUGCCUUCAAAGAAGCAAGAGUGGCGCUGCAAUUCAGAAGAAGUGAAUUUUGUUCGUGGCCUUGUGUUGCAUAAGGACGAAGCCAUUAUUGCCGUGAAUAAACCCCCUGGAAUGCCUGUUCAAGGUGGUGUAGGCAUCAGUAGAAGCUUGGAUGAGGUGGCCAUUACUUGUUUGAAGUAUGAUCACCAAGAAAACCCUCGGCUGGUGCACAGACUUGACAAAGAUUGCAGUGGCAUCCUGGUGAUGGGCAGGACACAAACAAGUGCAACAUUUUUGCACUCCCUAUUCCAUGAGAAAACUGUUGGAGCAUUAAACAAUGAUACUGAUAGCAGAAAGAGAUUAUUGCAACGGAAGUAUUGGGCACUUGUCAUUGGAUCACCUAGGCGAUCAAAGGGAGUGAUUUCUGCACCACUGGGAAAGGUGCUGAUGGACAAUGGGAAAUCAGAUCGUACAACGAUUAUCAAUGGCAGUCAUACGAUCCCAUCUCAUCAUGCACUAACAGAGUAUCAAGUGAUUGAAUCUCGUCAUGGCUAUACGUGGCUAGAGCUGUCACCGCUCACUGGAAGAAAGCAUCAGGUAUGUUAUAACCAAGAUGUUUACAUUCCCAAAAAAGAACUUGAAUCAAGAUUUUGUCUUAUCAGUUUACGUGCACAUCUCUGA